Molecule: messenger RNA, 225 nt
Organism: Acaulospora colombiana
Lineage: Eukaryota; Fungi; Glomeromycota; Glomeromycetes; Diversisporales; Acaulosporaceae
Source: the annotation of a GenBank genome assembly
AUGGACUAUGGGGAACUCUUGUGGCAACAAAAUGUGGAGAGCACCAUUUCGAGCGGAAAUCCCCCCGGGAAUAGAUGCGCGGAGGACGUGGUGUUACGGAAACUGCUGCUCCUAAACGAACAUAGUUACGAGUCUCGUCAGGGUGCGGCCUCUGUGUUUACAGAGAGACCCAAUGUAGAAUUGGGCAUUGGUGCUUGUGCCAGGUGGCAGAAAAGACGCCCGUAA